AUGCAAGAUCUCUCAACGCAUCAACGAAGCACCGCUCCAUCCGACCUCCAUUACUGGCCUCCCUGUGUGCAACCUCCAGACCCUUUGCAUCUCGCCACUGUCAAACUACAUCCACGCACGGCCCACCGUCAUUCCGCUCGAUGCAACCAUACAUCUGUCAUUGAUCUCCAGGACCGUGAAUCGUGGCUCGAUCCGCCGUUCUCGUCCCACACCCCGUCGCGAGACAAAUCCUUCCGCAGAACUCACUGUGAGGCCGUCCUCCACACCGACCGCUCGAACGCCUUCGAUUCCCCUGUUCCAGCUGCAAACCGCCACCAUAUAGCAGCUCCGGCCACGCCUCUUCCUAGAUCCACCACCGAGAAAGUAUUUGUUUACGGUGUCUCAGAGAGAGACUGA
This is a messenger RNA of Vicia faba (fava bean), 396 nucleotides long. The record is from the annotation of a GenBank genome assembly. NCBI's taxonomy places the organism in Eukaryota, Viridiplantae, Streptophyta, Magnoliopsida, Fabales, Fabaceae.